AUGCCACGCGAGUCUCUUGAUGUCUCCAUGUCGGUUUUGUUCCCUGACAGCAGGUUUCUCUGGAUGAUGGAAAGAAGCCCCGGGAAUUUCUCUCACGCUGAGUUCCUCCUCCUCGGAUUUCCGGGGAUCGUGAAUUUCAGGGCUUUGCUGCUCAUCCCGUUCUGCCUGAUCUAUGCGGUGAUUCUGACGGGGAACGUUCUCCUCAUCUUCAGGAUCUGGGUGGAGAAGACCCUCCACUCGCCGAUGUACUCGCUCAUCUGCCUGCUAUUCUUUGUCAACCUCUCCUGCACCUCGUCCUUCAUGCCCAAGUUCCUCCUGGGUCUGGCGUUCGAUUUAAACCGGGUUACCCUGAGCGGCUGCCUGCUGCAGAUGUACGUCGUCUACGGAACGCUAACGUUUGAGUCCAGCGUUGUCCUUCUCAUGGCAAUCGACAGGUACUUGGCCAUCUGUAGGCCGCUGCGCUACCACAAUAUUAUGACCAGGCACCUGCUGGUCCAGCUGACCUUGCUUUGCUUGGCUCGGAGCGUCGGCAUCGUCCUUCCGUCGGUUGUAUUGGCGGCCAAGGUCCGGUUCUGCGGAUCCAACGUCAUCCAGAACUUUGCUUGUGAGAACAUGUCCCUCCUAAGGCUUGUCUGCGAUGACAUCAGCAGAGUCCACACCGUAGGCUUCGUCUUGAGAACGUUUGUCACCAUGGGUGACGUCAGCCUUCUGGUGAUAUCCUACGUUUUCAUCCUCCGCACCGCCAUGUGCGUCAUCGGCAAAGCCAGGAAGAAAGCCUUAAACACGUGCGGCACGCAUCUCAUGGCGUGCACCGUCAUUUACUCCAGCGGCGUGCUGUCCGGCCUCAUUUACAGGGUUGAGACCUCGGUUUCGGUCGACGUCCAAAAUCUCACCAGUGCCAUUUAUUUCCUCCUGCCCGCCAGCGUCAACCCAUCCAUCUACGGCUUAAGAAUCAAGGAGAUUCGAGUGAGCUUGAUGAAAGCCUACGGGCGAAGCUCGCGGGGAAGCCGGGAAAAUCACCGGGGUGAAAUAAAUGCCUUUCAGGUUCCAAAAGCAACGGAAAGACGCAGAGAUUUACCGUGA
Molecule: messenger RNA, 1083 nt
Organism: Spea bombifrons (plains spadefoot toad)
Lineage: Eukaryota; Metazoa; Chordata; Amphibia; Anura; Pelobatidae
Product: olfactory receptor 52K2-like
Exons: 1
Coding region: 1-1083 (360 amino acids)
Biological process (GO): G protein-coupled receptor signaling pathway
Cellular component (GO): membrane
Molecular function (GO): olfactory receptor activity; G protein-coupled receptor activity
Source: RefSeq, a predicted model, not a curated record